GGCCGCGCACGUCCUCGCUCGGCGGCGCGCACGCCUGCGGGAGCCCUCUCCAGGCAGCCUGGUGCUGAUCGCUCGUGCCGGUGCGGCGGUUCACCGCCCUUGCGGGAGCCCGGAGCUCAAGAGCAGCCCCCUCCCCUUGCCGGGCUUCCCCCCACCCACUUCCCGGUCGGCCCCGGGGCACGAGCCACGAUGGCCGUCUGCAGCCCUGAGGAGAAAACUUACCGGCGCUUCCUGGAGCUCUUCCUGGGCGAGUUUCGCGGACCCUGCGGUGGCGGCGAGCCGGAGCCGGAGCCGGAGCCUGAGCCCGAGCCCGAGUCGGAGCCCGAGCCGGAUCCCGAGCCCGAGCUGGGAGUCGCCGAAGCGGCCGAGGCUGCAGCCGAGAACCCCGGGGAGGAGGCGGCCGCGGGAGCCGCGACGGAGGAGGAGGAGCAAGAGCAGGAGCGAGACCCCGAGCCCGAGGAGGAAGAGGCGGAGGAAGACGCGGCGGCGGCGGAGGGCGAGGGGGAGGCGGCGAAAGCCCGGGGGCAGCCGGCCGUGCUGCCGCCGCUGCCGCCGCAGCCCCAGCUGCCGCCUCUGCCGCCGCUCCCGCGGCCGCUGUCGGAGCGUAUCACCCGCGAGGAGGCGGAGGGCGAGAGCCUGGACCUGUGCCUGCAGCAGCUCUACAAAUAUAAUUGCCCUUCCUUUUUGGCUGCUGCUUUAGCUAGAGCCACAUCAGAUGAAGUCCUUCAAAGUGAUCUUUCUGCCCAUUGCAUCCCAAAGGAAAUGGACGGCAGUGAAGGGACUGUGGAGAUUGAGACAGUGAAAUUGGCCCGUUCUGUCUUCAGCAAACUCCACGAGAUUUGCUGCAGCUGGGUGAAAGAGUUCCCUCUCCGCAGAAGACCACAGCUAUAUUAUGAGACAUCAAUCCAUGCCAUCAAAAACAUGCGCAGGAAAAUGGAGGACAAACAUGUCUGCAUUCCUGACUUUAAUAUGCUCUUCAAUUUAGAGGACCAGGAAGAACAAGCUUACUUUGCAGUGUUUGAUGGCCACGGGGGAGUGGAUGCUGCCAUCUAUGCCUCCAUUCACCUGCAUGUUAAUUUAGUACGCCAAGAAAUGUUCCCCCAUGAUCCUGCUGAGGCCUUGUGCAGGGCCUUCCGGGUCACUGAUGAGCGGUUUGUACAGAAAGCAGCCAGGGAGAGCUUAAGAUGUGGGACCACAGGAGUGGUGACUUUUAUCAGAGGCAACAUGCUACAUGUGGCCUGGGUGGGUGAUUCCCAGGUUAUGCUUGUGAGAAAGGGCCAAGCUGUUGAACUAAUGAAGCCACACAAACCAGACAGAGAGGAUGAAAAGCAGCGAAUUGAGGCCCUUGGAGGUUGUGUAGUAUGGUUUGGUGCCUGGAGGGUGAAUGGAAGUCUGUCAGUCUCCAGAGCUAUUGGAGAUGCUGAGCACAAGCCAUACAUCUGUGGGGAUGCGGACUCUGCCUCCACUGUUCUGGAUGGGACGGAAGACUACCUCAUUCUGGCCUGUGACGGCUUCUAUGACACCGUGAACCCUGACGAGGCAGUCAAAGUUGUGUCUGACCACUUGAAAGAGAAUAAUGGAGACAGCAGCAUGGUUGCCCACAAAUUAGUGGCAUCAGCUCGUGAUGCUGGCUCAAGUGAUAACAUCACUGUCAUUGUGGUAUUCCUGAGGGACAUGAACAAAGCUGUAAAUGUUAGUGAGGAAUCAGAUUGGACAGAGAACUCUUUUCAAGGAGGGCAAGAAGAUGGUGGGGAUGAUAAGGAGAAUCAUGGAGAGUGCAAACGCCCUUGGCCUCAGCACCAGUGCUCAGCCCCAGCCGAUCUAGGCUAUGAUGGGCGCGUGGAUUCAUUCACUGAUAGAACAAGCCUGAGCCCAGGGUCCCAAAUCAACGUGCUGGAGGACCCAGGCUACCUAGAUCUCACACAAAUAGAAGCAAGCAAGCCUUACAGUACACAGUAUUUGCCACCAGUUGAGAUGUUUGGUCCUGGUGCACCAAAGAAAGCAAAUCUUAAUAAUGAGCUAAUAAUGGAGAAAAAAUCAGUUCAGUCAUCAUGGCCUGCAUGGAGCGGUGCUGGAGAGUUUCCCUCUUCCAUUAAUUUGAGUUCAACAGGGCAGCAGACAUACAGAAGGGAGAGCCUGUCUCCUGUUUGUUCUAGGUUGGAAAAUGAACAGUUCAGAUUUCUGGGGAAGAGAAUUUCUAGAUUGUCUCAUUUACGCUAUCAUUAUUCAAAGAGGUGGCAUGGAUUCAGGUUUAAUCCAAAGUUUUAUUCAUUUUGCUCUUCUCAAGAGCCUUCCCACAAAAUAGGCCCUAGCCUGUCCUCCCUUAUUCAAAGUGGGAAGAGAACCAGGAUGUUAAGUUCUCCGCUGUGGAGGCAAAAUAGUCGGAAAGGGUACAAUGAAAACACGAGGAGGAAGCUCAGAAAGAGUCAGGCUGUUCCGCACCCGGGUCUUCCCGGGAGCUGUAGGAUGCAGUCCUCUGUCCAGUAGGCUAGCUAGCUCUCCCCCAGUAGGACUCCACUAUCAGAGUGGAAACAAGGUAGACAUUUCUGACAUACAUGUGCUCAUUAUGAAACCAUGGGUGGUUCAAUUCUUAAAUGUAAAUAGAUCUCUAGGAAACUCAAAAUACAGUGUUUUCAAUCUUAAAAAAAGUAUUGGCAGUUUCACUAGCAAAGUUAUACAGCUGGUCCCUGUGCUGUAUCUCCACACCUCCACUCAGCCCCCACCCCCUACCCCUUGUCACUAGUGGAAGCUUGUGAAUCGGUUAUUUCCGUCAGGGUAUAUAUAUGUAGUGUUGAAAUCUCAACACAGUUGAAAUCUGGUCUGAUGUGCCUAAUGUAUCUGUGGAAAACAAUGCAGAAUUAAGAUUUAGUUGGGGAAUGUUCCUCAAGACAGGAACUAUGAGGGAAGCCCCCUUUCCCCUUUUUUUCAGUAGGUAAAGGACUAAUAAAAGCCAUAUGGGUUUUAACUGGUAACAACGAAAGUAGAAAACUAACAUAAAAAUGUCAUUCUCAGACUUGUGAGGUGGCAUAUAGUACAAAAAUAUUUACUUUUUUUCCUGUAACAUAAAAGACUGAAAAAUUUUGACUUACAAAGUAUUUCCUAGGGCUGUAGCUGUUUGGGAGUUUCAUAACCUGUUAUGGUGCUUUGGAUGGAAUUUCUACGUGUCAUUUUAGAAGACUGCUGUCAAAUGAUUUUAACCUAUGAUGCUAAUGUUUUUCACUGUACCUUCAUGUCAGGAAUAAAGCUGGUUUAAUGGAGAUGAUAUCGGGUACAAAUAUACCAGAAUCAGGUUGCCACUUAAAAAAAUCAAAUAGUGUUUGUUUUUCCUGCCUUUUUUAAGUUCACUGACAGCAAAGGCAUACUACUAUAAAAUAAAAAAUGGUCUUGGAGAGUAAUCAAUACUGGUUCUAACUUCUCUAAAGUUGUUUCCCCCAAAGAAAUGAAGUAACUGUUGUUAAAGAGGCUGAAGUAUUGCCUAAAGUGAGCCCAGACGCCAAAUACAGAAGAAUACAGAUUACGGAGACUGAGGUCUGUUUAGUUUGAAAUGGAGACCCAGGAAUCCUGCUACAUGCAACUUCAGACUGCAGAGAUAGCACAUGGGUUUCUCGUGUCAAUAUUCACUCAUUUGUUAUUUCAAAAUAGUCUUUUUUUGCCAUCUCUGCAUUUUCAAGCCAGAAGCACAUUUUCAGCUAAAGACAGCAAAUAAGCCAAUAAUCAGACACAUUCUAUGAGGCAGCCUCUGAUCCCCUGAAUCAUGACUGCCUCCGUGUGAUGUCCCCCCACCCCCGGUCACCCGUGGGCCUGCCAUGCUGCCGGGCAGGGUCUGCACCAUGGUGCUCGCUCAUUCCUGCCAUUAGAAGGCACCAGAUGCUCUUAGUCCACCG
Molecule: messenger RNA, 3884 nt
Organism: Manis pentadactyla (Chinese pangolin)
Lineage: Eukaryota; Metazoa; Chordata; Mammalia; Pholidota; Manidae
Gene: PPM1E
Product: protein phosphatase, Mg2+/Mn2+ dependent 1E
Exons: 7
Coding region: 190-2487 (765 amino acids)
Biological process (GO): negative regulation of protein kinase activity; protein dephosphorylation
Molecular function (GO): cation binding; protein serine/threonine phosphatase activity
Source: RefSeq, a predicted model, not a curated record